AAAGAUAUGACCGUGUUAAAAGGCGCUUUGGUAUUUUUAACCGCUUUAUUGCUGACUCCAGCUGUUUGCUUAGUUUCAAAACAUAAACUUUAAACAUAACUUAAAAAGAAUAAAUUCGUAAAAAUGUCUACUUUUAAGCCAAAGUUCUUAAAACCAGAGACAGACGAUGCAAUAUCCGAUAGUGUUGGCGGCGAGCAUCAGUCCUCCGCCUUCGUAUUCAAUGCCAAUCACAAUCUGGGACUUAUAGAGCAGAGAGAUCGAUUGCCAAUUCGUCAGUACAGGGAUCAAAUACUUUAUUGCUUGGAAAAACACCAGGUUGUAAUUUUAGUGGGUGAAACCGGCAGUGGUAAGAGCACCCAGGUCCCACAAUAUUUGUAUGAAUGGGGAUGGCAUUCAAAGGGACUCAUAGGCAUCACCGAACCACGGCGUGUUUCCACUGUUACUCUUGCAAAUCGUGUUGCUCAAGAACGGGGCGAACUAGUAGGCGAUACGGUUGGAUAUGUAGUGCGUUUCCUAGAAAGGAUCACCGCAGAAACCAAGAUAAAGUUCAUGACUGAGGGCAUAUUGUUACGCGAACUCCUAGCCGAUCCUCUGCUCACUCAAUACGGUGUUAUCGUAGUAGAUGAAGCCCACGAGCGAAAUAUGCUCACCGACAUGGUUUUGGGCCUUCUCAAGAAGAUUUUACGCAAGCGCAGCAACCUUAAACUUAUUAUUUCUUCGGCCACCAUAGAUGCUGGUUUCUUUAGUGAGUUCUUCAGUUGGCCAGGAUCAGGAGAGGUUAGUGUAAAACUUACCAUCGAAGGGCGCAUGCAUGCUGUUAGUAAUUUCUACCUUAACGAACCUUGCGCCGAUUAUGUCAAGGAAACGGUGGAGACGGUGUGGAAACUUCAUCAAAAAGAACCUCCCGGUGAUAUUUUGGCCUUUUUAACAGGUCAGGAAGAAGUCCUCGAAGCCUUGGAUCUUCUAAAGGAAUACAUUGCUAGUUCAGAGCAGGAGAAUCUGAAGGUUUUGCCUAUGUAUGGCAGCAUGUCCAGUACUGACCAGCUGGCGGUAUUUUUUACUCCACCCAAAGGAGUGCGAAAAGUGGUACUGGCCACAAAUAUUGCAGAGACUUCCAUUACCAUCCCCGGCAUCGUUUAUGUAAUAGACUGCGGCUACGUCAAGGUAAAGUGGUACAACCCCAAAACUUGUAGCGACAGUUUAGUAGUGGUACCAGUUAGCAAGGCCUCGGCGAUUCAAAGAGCAGGACGAGCUGGUCGAAUGCGACCAGGAAAGGUCUACCGUCUAUACACUAAAUCAGACUUUGAUGCACUAGCUCCUCGACAGCCACCAGAGAUGCGACGAAGUGAAAUGAGCGGAGCUGUUCUGCAAUUAAAAGCACUGGGAAUCGGAAACAUACUGCGCUUCGAUUUUCCAUCUCCACCGCCGGCACAAAAUCUUCUUUCUGCAUUGGAGGGUCUCUUUGCCCUUGAUGCCAUCGAUGAGCAGGGUAAUCUGACUAAGCCCGUUGGUUAUUUGCUUGCCGAGCUGCCCUUUAGCGCUAUGCUAUCAAAGAUGCUUUACAUUUCUGGACAGAUGGGAUGCUCCGAAGAGAUCAUAACUAUCAUUGCUAUGUUGCAAGUUCAAUCCAUAUUUUCUCGUCCAGUUUCGGCAGUGGCCCAGCAAAGUGGACGCAUUGCUCAUAGGCACUUCGAGGUGGCCGAAGGGGAUUUCAUUACGCUCCUGAACGUUUAUACUGGCUUUGUGGAGGAGGGAAUGACUAAGGAGUUCUGUGGUCAAUAUUACCUUAUCUAUAGGAAUCUUAAAAGAGCCCACGAGUUAAGGGAACAGCUCAUUACCAUGGCCAGAAAGAAGUAUGGCAUUCCAAUCUUCUCGUGCAAGGGAGAUGUGGAAACGUUGUGUAAGUGCAUCACCGCCGGUUUCUUCACCCAGGUGGCUUAUCUACACCACUCUGGAGUAUAUCGACAAAUUAGCAGUGGCACCGAACUGGCAAUACAUCCAAACUCCACACUGUAUACACUUCCACAAGCUCAGUAUGUAGUUUACGGGGAACUCCUCCAGACUACCAAGUUGUUCAUGAACCACGUGACGGUGAUCAAGAGGGAGUGGCUGACGGAGCUGGCUCCGCAUUACUACAAGCAGACCACGGUGCGCGAUUAGUACGCCUCCUCUUCAGAUAAACGCCUCUUGAAAUUAACUUAAGCUAAAAGGAUGUGAUUCUCCUGGUUUCCUUCCGGAGUCUAACCAGCUGCCACACGUCCACGACCUUGGAACAUCAUCAUAGA
Messenger RNA from Drosophila eugracilis, 2285 nucleotides. RefSeq names its product probable ATP-dependent RNA helicase DHX35. The transcript is spliced from 5 exons. Gene Ontology annotation, molecular function: RNA binding; ATP hydrolysis activity. Bases 124 to 2160 code for a protein of 678 amino acids. The record is from RefSeq and is a predicted model, not a curated record. NCBI's taxonomy places the organism in Eukaryota, Metazoa, Arthropoda, Insecta, Diptera, Drosophilidae. Gene Ontology annotation, cellular component: intracellular anatomical structure; catalytic step 2 spliceosome.